CGCUGCCUCCUGGCGGGUGCGGCUAUGGAGGAGGCGGCCUGAAGGUUGGAACCGAGCGGGGACUGGAGGGCGCGGUCUGACCUACCAGAAAGAUGGCAACCAGCGCUGUCCCCAGUGACAACCUCCCCACGUACAAGCUGGUGGUGGUGGGCGAUGGAGGUGUGGGCAAGAGCGCCCUCACCAUCCAGUUUUUCCAGAAGAUCUUUGUGCCUGACUACGACCCCACCAUCGAAGACUCCUACCUGAAGCAUACAGAGAUUGACAAUCAAUGGGCCAUCUUGGACGUUCUGGACACGGCCGGCCAGGAGGAGUUCAGCGCCAUGAGAGAGCAGUACAUGCGGACGGGCGACGGCUUCCUCAUCGUCUACUCAGUCACUGACAAGGCCAGCUUCGAGCAUGUGGACCGCUUUCACCAGCUCAUCCUUCGUGUCAAGGACAGGGAGUCAUUCCCAAUGAUCCUUGUGGCCAACAAAGUUGAUUUGAUGCACUUGAGGAAGAUCACCAGGGAGCAAGGAAAAGAAAUGGCGACCAAACACAAUAUUCCGUACAUAGAAACCAGUGCCAAGGACCCACCUCUCAAUGUGGACAAAGCCUUCCAUGACCUCGUCAGAGUAAUUAGACAACAGAUUCCUGAAAAGAGCCAGAAGAAGAAGAAGAAAACCAAGUGGCGGGGAGACCGAGCCACUGGCACCCACAAACUACAGUGCGUGAUACUGUGAUGAGUCUGAGGCCUAGGACACGGUGACCAUGAACUGGCCAGCCCUCGAGACCCCUCCACUGCCUAACUGCACUGAAACCCAUUUCUAACCACGACCCUUGGCCCGGGGACUUGGCACAGGAAGGGAGAAAGGGAGGGUGGCAGGGAGGAGAUAGGGUCUGGCUUUGCCAAAAGGACAUGGGCUCUCCAGUCUUUCAUAAGAGACAAGGAAGCGACACAUAAACAGAAGCAGCAUCCAAGCCCCUCACGUGUGGAUUCAACCCAAUUCCUCCCUCUCUCUUAGUGGGUGUGUUGUUCUUUUUAACUACAUAGUGUUAGUUUUCAUGUGGAGGUAUUUAUCCACGUAUAAAUACAAAACAAGCCAGGAACAAAUUUCUACCCCAUGCUCCCAGCCAACAGUGUUUUUAAGCUUGGAUGUCUUCUAGAUUUAAAAAAUUAUUUUAGUAAUUCUUAUUUUAUUAAAGGGGUCUGUGUCUGCUGACUGGUGAGUUU
This is a messenger RNA of Chrysochloris asiatica (Cape golden mole), 1210 nucleotides long. RefSeq names its product muscle RAS oncogene homolog (gene MRAS). The transcript has 6 exons. NCBI's taxonomy places the organism in Eukaryota, Metazoa, Chordata, Mammalia, Afrosoricida, Chrysochloridae. Gene Ontology annotation, cellular component: plasma membrane. The record is from RefSeq and is a predicted model, not a curated record. Gene Ontology annotation, molecular function: GTP binding; GDP binding; GTPase activity. Gene Ontology annotation, biological process: signal transduction. The coding region runs from base 93 to 719 and encodes 208 amino acids.